AUGACAUCCCCGCGCUUUUCCAAUACCAUCCUCGUUCCAGGAACGAGCGGCCAGUCCCCCUCAGUGCAGACGCUGGGAGCGUUGGAUCAGCCAAGGAAGAAGCGACCCCAUCGGAAGAGUCGGAAGGGCUGUGAUGCUUGUAAGCGGCGCAAGGUCAAGUGUGAUGAGAGAGUACCGUGUACGAAUUGUUUGCAUCGGAAUGAGCAGUGUUUUCAGCCGCGUCAUAUCUCUGUUGCUAUUCCCGUCGUGGCUAAGGCGAUUGACCCGGUUCCGUGGAUCAACCUCAUGCAUCUUGAGCUGUUUCAUCACUGGGAUAAAGAAACACGACCGACCCUUGCAUUUCCGCAGAUCUGGCCGAUUGUCAUGCAGCAAGCCUUCCAUGAAGACUUUGUCAUGUCGGCCAUCCUCGAUACUUCAGCAAUGCACCUGUCUUCACUGUGCCCCCACGAGACUAGAUACAAAGAUGCUUCAGAGCAUCUGAUGGCCCAAAGCCGUCCAAGUAGUUUCGCAAGAACCUUCUCCCGUCCCGCUCAAUAA
Fusarium verticillioides 7600 is the source of this 537-nucleotide messenger RNA. RefSeq lists its product as hypothetical. The transcript is spliced from 3 exons. The record is from RefSeq and is a predicted model, not a curated record. Gene Ontology annotation, biological process: regulation of transcription by RNA polymerase II. The coding region runs from base 1 to 537 and encodes 178 amino acids. Gene Ontology annotation, molecular function: zinc ion binding; DNA-binding transcription factor activity, RNA polymerase II-specific. Lineage: Eukaryota; Fungi; Ascomycota; Sordariomycetes; Hypocreales; Nectriaceae.